CAGCUUAAUGGCGGCGACUGCUUGAAGCGGGCUGACGGGCGGGCGGCCGGCCUAGCGGGGAGGCAGGGGGCGAGUGACACAGGUUUGCCGGUCGCUGGUCCGCUGCCAACUGCGGUUUCCCGGAGGCGGCGGGGUUCGGCGCCAUGGACAGGCCGGUGGGGGCAGCGGCGGGCUGCGAAGGCGCCGGGGCCCCGGGCCUGGGCUCGGUGGGCGGCUGGAGAGCUCCGCGGGCCUCCGGGGCCGCGUCGGCCGGCUCCCGGCAGCCCAGCGUGGAGACUCUGGACAGUCCUACAGGGUCACAUGUUGAAUGGUGUAAACAGCUUAUAGCUGCUACAAUUUCUAGUCAGAUUUCAGGUUCAGUGACAUCAGAAAAUGUAUCCCGAGAUUACAAGGUUUUCAGGAGGCCUGAUAUAAGGGAGACUCAGGAAGAACACAGUGGCUACCCUUCUGAAGCGGCAGCUGAUCAGGCUCUAAGGGACGGAAACAAGCUGGCACAGAUGGAAGAAGCUCCACUUUUCCCAGGAGAGUCAAUUAAGGCCAUUGUGAAAGAUGUCAUGUAUAUCUGCCCAUUUAUGGGAGCAGUGAGUGGAACUCUGACAGUGACGGACUUUAAAAUGUACUUCAAAAACGUAGAGAGGGACCCGCAUUUCAUCCUUGAUGUUCCCCUUGGAGUGAUCAGCAGAGUUGAGAAGAUUGGAGCACAGAGCCAUGGUGACAAUUCUUGUGGCAUAGAGAUCGUGUGCAAGGAUAUGAGGAAUUUGAGACUUGCAUAUAAACAAGAGGAGCAGCGUAAACUUGGAAUCUUUGAAAACCUCAACAAACAUGCAUUUCCCCUUUCAAAUGGGCAGGCACUAUUUGCAUUCAACUAUAAAGAAAAGUUUCCAAUUAAUGGCUGGAAAGUAUAUGACCCAGUAUGUGAAUAUAAGAGACAGGGCUUGCCAAAUGAGAGUUGGAAGUUUUGCAGAAUAAACACUAAUUAUGAGUUUUGUGAUACCUACCCUGCCAUCUUUGUUGUGCCAAGUAGUGUAAAAGAUGAUGACCUUUCAAAAGUGGCAGCCUUUCGAGCAAAAGGCAGAAUCCCUGUGUUGUCAUGGAUUCAUCCGGAAAGUCAGGCAACAAUUACACGCUGUAGCCAGCCACUGGUGGGUCCCAAUGACAAACGCUGCAAAGAAGAUGAAAAAUACUUGCAAACAAUAAUGGAUGCUAAUGCACAGUCACACAAACUUACCAUCUUUGAUGCACGGCAGAACAGUGUUGCUGAUACCAACAAGGCAAAGGGUGGAGGAUAUGAAAGUGAAAGUAAUUACCCAAAUGCAGAACUCGUAUUCUUGGAGAUCCACAAUAUUCAUGUGAUGAGAGAGUCACUGCGUAAAUUGAAAGAGAUCGUGUACCCUUCCAUCGAUGAGUCACGGUGGCUCUCCAAUGUAGAUGGGACACAUUGGCUGGAAUACAUAAAGAUGCUUCUUGCCGGGGCAGUAAGGAUUGCUGAUAAGAUAGAAUCUGGGAAAACAUCUGUGGUGGUUCACUGCAGUGAUGGUUGGGACCGAACAGCCCAGCUCACAUCUCUGGCAAUGCUGAUGUUGGACAGUUACUACCGGACCAUUAAAGGAUUUGAAGCUCUCAUAGAAAAGGAGUGGAUAAGCUUUGGACAUAGGUUUGCACUGCGAGUGGGCCAUGGUGAUGACAACCAUGCAGACGCUGAUCGAUCGCCUAUAUUUCUUCAGUUUAUUGAUUGUGUUUGGCAGAUGACAAGACAGUUUCCUUCAGCCUUCGAAUUUAAUGAAUUAUUCUUGAUUACAAUUUUGGACCACCUUUAUAGCUGUCUCUUUGGGACCUUUUUGUGCAACUGUGAACAAGAGCGAGCCAGAGAGGAUUUACAUACAAGGACUGUAUCUUUAUGGUCAUAUAUCAAUAGCCAACUAGAUGAAUUUUCAAAUCCCUUCUUUGUGAACUAUGAAAACCAUGUGUUAUAUCCUGUUGCUAGUAUGAGUCAUUUGGAAUUAUGGGUAAAUUAUUAUGUACGAUGGAAUCCACGGAUGAGACCACAGAUGCCAAUUCACCAGAACUUCAAGGAGCUGCUGGCUGUCAGGGCUGAGCUCCAGAAGCGGGUAGAGGACCUGCAGCGGGAGGUGGCCGCACGGGCCGUUCUGUCCUCCUCUGAGAAGGGCCCCUCGCCGGCUCACUCAACCCCUGCUGUGCACACCUCAGUGUGAUGGGCCAGGCCAGCGUCUUGGGCCAGCCUGCUGCUCCACUGUCUCUCAGCAGCUCAGGGACUUGGCCACUGCUUUUAUGGCUGUAGCCUAUGAUCUUAUCUCUUAGGAUUAGGCCCCAGGGACCAUUUGUAUGGUGAGAUGAUACCACGAUUGGCAAGUGCUUUUUUUUGAAAAACAGCCUGUGUCCGCUGUCUCACCAGGGAGCCGCCUGUCCGCUGUAGCUGGGGAGAAGCGAGUGAGUGUGAAACACACACCUUCCUUCCACAGUGGUCCUUCAGUAAGCACACACCAUUCACCAAGCCCACAUCGUCAGACACAUGGCUUCUCUUGGCUCCUUGCCACGACUUGAAAACUUUCUAAGCGAGUUGUUUGGGCUGCCAACAGGCCAUUGUCACCUGGUCUACAGUUAUCUUCAUACAAGGAGUACCCCGUACCAGUUACUGUUGUGUACAUAUAAGGUAUUUUUUAAAAAGAGAAACAUGCCUUUAUUUUCCUAUGUCCUUUUUUAUGUUUAGAAUAUUCACCUGAGGAGGUACCUGAUGAACUGUAUGGGAGACAUUCUUUCCAACAGGUUCCAUGCUAACUUUACUGUGGUACAUUUGAAACAAGAUUCAGAUAUGGCUAUCUUAGUGGCAAUCUCUUACUGUCUUCUAACUGUGGUAAUUGCCUUCUGAAGGUGGCAUGGGCCAUUGACAGGGUAACAGCAGGUUCCAUUAGGACAUAGCAAACUAUGCAUGCCUAAUCCUCUGGCCCUGUUGGAGGUAAACUGAGGACUCAGGCAGCUCUGUACAGGUGCUGGCCUCCCUCUGAGACAGCUCCUCGAAGGAGCAGUGCUUGUAGUUUGCUCUGGAACAUCUUACCUUGUAUCAGAGCAAGUCUGCUUUUACCUGCUUUCAGGUGCCUGAACGAAGCUGUUCUCAUUUUAUCAUAGUCCCUUUACCUCAGUUUAUUUGCCUGGCUGCCUGUCCAUGUUUUACAGUGACCAAUGUGCUGUGGCUUCAGUCUAGAAGAAAGCACGUGCCACCCUUGGCUCUGCUUCCUGAGCCAGCCUUGGCUGCUCAAGCUUCUCUGCAUGGGUUUGCACCUUCCUUUAACAACUCUGAGCUCUGUAACCCCAUCAGCUGUAGCAGGAAUGAAUUACCAUCAGCUCCUCGGUGUGGUGCCAGCACCUACCCCAGGCCCAUCUCUGCAUGCCCCCAGGCCCCAACCUGCAGCAGAGGCAAGCCUUUUCUGAGUCAGAUUCAGAGAUGCCAUAGGAGCUCACAGGGUCAGCCCCACACCGGCACAUUGCAUCCUCUCCUGGGCCAUGUCAAAUCACUGGAAGUCAUGCAUAUGCAUAUAUAUCCACCUCAGUUUUGAAAAUAUAUUCUUAAAGGUUUUCUAUCGUCUAAUACUUAGAGAAUAAGUGUUCUGUUUCUCAACUUGGAGCCUUCUAAUUCUUACAGAAAAUCAUAAGAUAGCAGAGAUAUUUGUUCAAGGGAGUUCGAUAACCUGAGUUCAAUUGUACAUUUUUAUCAUCUAGGGGAUCAGUUUCUAAAUCAUAGUUUAAUUAAUACUAGUUUCUGAAAUUUGAUUCAAAUCCAUCCAAAAGCUUAUUUAUGAAUGAAUAAACAGCCAUGCAUUGAGGUGCAGGUACAUCAUUCCAGCAUUCCGAAAUCUGAUGCAGGAAGAUUGUGGCCAACCUGGGCUACAGAGCGGGCCCCUGUCUCAAAAACAAUACCAAAACAGAAAAUAGCAAAUUCAUUCAUAUACGUCCUUAAAGAAUGAAUGCAUUGCCUAUUUUCCCCUCAGAAAUACUCGUUAAGCCCCCAGGUCCACUAGGACUAGUCAAAGUAGUGUGGACUGCAUGGCGCUCUUGACCCAGCUAGAGAAGCCGUGAGGAGGGCUGCUUGGUGCACUCAGCUAGCCUGGUGCCCGUGGCUGCUAGGGUAAGGCGAUCCCCCUCCUGGAAAUUCCCAUUCAGUUUUACAGAAGCACAAGAGUACUUCCCUUUGGAUGUUCCAGCACAGAGCUGUUUCUAAACCCACUUGAUAUAUAGUUUUCUUAUCUAAGCAAUUCUUUGUUGGUGCGUUAGUUUUAUUUAAGUACUAGAAUGUAAAACUUUUACGGUUCAUGUUUUUAAGAAAAACUGGUACAAUACUGUAUUUGCAUCACCUGAUGCACUGUAUUUCAAUCUGGAAUUAAAAUUAUAAUAUGUUUA
Messenger RNA from Jaculus jaculus (lesser Egyptian jerboa), 4413 nucleotides. RefSeq names its product myotubularin related protein 1 (gene Mtmr1). Gene Ontology annotation, molecular function: phosphatidylinositol-3,5-bisphosphate 3-phosphatase activity. The transcript is spliced from 17 exons. Gene Ontology annotation, biological process: phosphatidylinositol dephosphorylation. NCBI's taxonomy places the organism in Eukaryota, Metazoa, Chordata, Mammalia, Rodentia, Dipodidae. The record is from RefSeq and is a predicted model, not a curated record. The coding region runs from base 144 to 2213 and encodes 689 amino acids.